AUUCAGUGUCAUCAAGAGACCUACUAUAAAUAGAGACACGAGACGAGAUGUCAUAGAAUCAUAAUAACAUAUCUCUUUCAAUACGAACCGAUCAUGAGGAUAUUACCGGAAAAUGGAAGAGGUGUUUUCUGCCUCCUCCUUGUGUGUGUUCUCUGUUCGGCAGCUCAUUCUCUUGGCAGUAACAUCGAGGUCGUUGGCUACGCCGAAAGCAACACCAUCAAGAGUCCCCAUGCAUACUCAGGAAUCCGAGUAACGAUAGAAUGCAAAACGGAUGAGUCAAAAGGGCAUUUUGUUACAAGAGGAAGCGGAGAAGUUGACGAAACAGGAAAGUUUAGUCUCGACAUUGAUCAUGACAUCGUUGGUGACGAUGGAACCAUCAAAGAAGCUUGCUAUGCUCAGCUUCACAGCGCUUCCGGAAGCCCUUGCCCGGCCAACGACGGCCUCGAGGCCUCUAAGAUCGUGUUUUUAUCGAAAACAGGAGAAAAACACGUUUUGGGUCCAAAGCAAAACCUUAAAUUCUCACCGGAAGUUUGUGUCUCAAAGUUCUUUUGGCAAAUGCCUAAGUUCCCUUUGCCUCCACCGCUUGAUCUUCCUCCGUUUCCAAAGAUCAAGAAGCCUUGUCCUCCUAAGAUAGAGCUCCCACCACUGGUCCCAAUUUACAAGCCACCGGCAGUGAUCCCCAAGAAGCCGUGUCCACCAAAGAUCGCACACAAGCCCACAGUUCCUAUUUACGAGCCGCCGGUUCCUAUUUACAAGCCCCCAGUUCCUAUUUACAAGCCGCCGGUUCCUAUUUACAUGCCGCCGGUGGUGAUCCCAAAGAAGCCAUGCCCGCCACUUCCCAAGCCGAUCUACAAGCCCCCGGUGCCUAUCUACAAGCCGCCGACGCCUAUCUACAAACCGCCGGUGCCCAUCUACAAACCAAUAUACAAGCCACCGGUACCUAUCUACAAACCGCCGGUGCCCAUCUACAAACCGAUCUACAAGCCACCGGUGCCUAUCUACAAACCGCCGGUGCCCAUCUACAAACCGAUCUACAAGCCACCGGUGCCUAUCUACAAACCGCCGGUGCCCAUAUACAAACCAAUAUACAAGCCACCGGUGCCCAUAUACAAACCGAUCUACAAGCCACCGGUGGAGUUUCCAAAGAAGCCGUGUCCUCCUAAAGCUCCGGUGCCAAUUUACAUACCGCCGGUGGUGAUUCCGAAGAAGCCAUGUCCACCACUUUCCAAGCUUCCGCCAUUCCCACCAAAAUACUUUCCACACCCUAAGUUCGGGAAAUGGCCUCCUUUUCCUUCUCAUUCCACACCCUAAGUUAGUUCGGGAAGACGAAUUUACUCUUUUUUAUUUGAACUAUAUGUGUUCAUUUAAGCAAGUGAGUGACUUCAAAAUCGAAAAAAAUAUUAUUUCUUUGUUGCUUUGUUCUGUGUAGAUGUUUAAUGUUUCUGUAUCAAAUAAUAUUUGUAAAAAAACAUUAUCAAAUAAAAUAUGUACUCUGUUGAAAAUUUUUAAAAGCAAUUUAUUAAUUUGUUU
Molecule: messenger RNA, 1530 nt
Organism: Thlaspi arvense
Lineage: Eukaryota; Viridiplantae; Streptophyta; Magnoliopsida; Brassicales; Brassicaceae
Source: the annotation of a GenBank genome assembly